CCUCCCGGGGGCCGCGCGCUCUCGCCGGCCCGCCCCAGACCGCCCCGGACAGCCCCGGACCGCCCCGCGCUGGGAUUUUGCGGCGGCCUCCGGCGGGCCAGCCGAGCCGAACCGGUCUCUUCCUCGGAAAGGCAGGGCCGACGGGCCCACGGGGCAGCCAUGGAGGCGACGCGGAGGCGGCAGCACCCGGGAGCGGCGGGCGGCCCGGGCGCGCAGCUGGGCGCCUCCUUCUUGCAGGCCAGGCAUGGCUCUGUCAGCGCUGAUGAGGCUGCCCGCACGGCUCCCUUCCAUCUUGACCUCUGGUUCUACUUCACACUGCAGAACUGGGUUCUGGACUUUGGGCGUCCCAUUGCCAUGCUGGUAUUCCCUCUCGAAUGGUUUCCACUCAACAAGCCCAGUGUUGGGGACUAUUUCCACAUGGCCUACAACGUCAUCACACCCUUUCUCUUGCUCAAGCUCAUCGAGCGGUCCCCCCGCACCCUGCCACGCUCCAUCACCUACGUGAGCAUCAUCAUCUUCAUCAUGGGUGCCAGCAUCCACCUGGUGGGUGACUCUGUCAACCACCGCCUGCUCUUCAGUGGCUACCAGCACCACCUGUCUGUCCGUGAGAACCCCAUCAUCAAGAAUCUCAAGCCGGAGACGCUGAUCGACUCCUUUGAGCUGCUCUACUAUUAUGAUGAGUACCUGGGUCACUGCAUGUGGUACAUCCCCUUCUUCCUCAUCCUCUUCAUGUACUUCAGCGGCUGCUUUACUGCCUCUAAAGCUGAGAGCUUGAUGCCAGGGCCUGCCCUGCUCCUGGUGGCGCCCAGUGGCCUGUACUACUGGUACCUGGUCACCGAGGGCCAGAUCUUCAUCCUCUUCAUCUUCACCUUCUUCGCUAUGCUGGCCCUCGUCCUGCACCAGAAGCGCAAGCGCCUCUUCCUGGACAGCAACGGCCUCUUCCUCUUCUCCUCCUUCUCACUGACCCUCUUGCUUGUGGCGCUCUGGGUCGCCUGGCUGUGGAAUGACCCUGUUCUCAGGAAGAAGUACCCGGGUGUCAUCUACGUCCCUGAGCCCUGGGCUUUCUACACCCUUCAUGUCAGCAGUCGGCACUGAGUCCCUGGCACCAGGCUCUGGUGCGCUGCCGCGUGGGAGGUGGGCCAUAGAGGGCAUCUGAAUACAGGAGUAGGGGAGGUGCGGGUGUGUAACCAGAGACCGAGAGCAUGAGUGGGGUGUGCCUCGUGUGCGUGGAUUCGUGUGUGUGUGCGUAGAUUCGUGUGUGUAUGUGUCUUUGUGUGUGUGUGUCGUGUGUGUGUGUCUUGUAUAUGUGUGCGCAGAGUGCAUCAUUUUCAGACUCUACUAUUUCCGUCAAGUUUCUGUUUGAUUUGGAUCAUCUCAGGAUUGGAUUCUGUUUUAGAGAGUUUCUGGGCCAAGAUCCGGGCCCCUGCCCCUCCUCUGUACCUGACCACACUCCCUACUCAGGGCUGGUCUGUUCUUCCCGAACAUCUUCUGGUAGCCGUGCAGGAGAGGGUUGGGUGGGGCAGAGGCCAGGAGGGGACCUGGUGUGUCGCCUGCCCACCAGCUGGCUCAUCCCUCAGGCCCACCCUGACCGUACAUUACAUAGGUUACGUCAGCCUCCUGUGGCUGUUGAGCAAAGCAUUUCUCCUUUCUGGGCCUCAUUUGCACUAGAUGGGCCUGUGGUCCCAAAGUAGGUCAGUAGGUUGGGGUUGCUGACACCCCUUGGGGGCAGCUUUGGGACAGAUGAGUGGCUCUGUCCUGUCACUGCCCUCUCCUUGCCUGGGGGCUAUGUGCACUCCAGACCCCGCCCAGGCUCAGGUCCAUGAGGUGUGGAGCCAGCCUGGCCCCCAGGAGCUGGAGGCACUGCCCACUCCCCUGGCAUUCCAGCUCUCCAGGCGACCCUCCUCCACCCAAAGCUGUGUCCCCCUGCUCCCACUCCAGAAGAACUGUGGCACGCGCUUCGGGCAGCCUAGCCACAGGCUUUGAGCGCCUGCAUUCCUGGGGGCUGGGGGGUGGGGUGCCAAAGGCCCUGAGCAAAAGUCAGAGCUCCUCUCAGCAAAAGCCUUUACAAGGUGCUGGGCCCAGAGGCUUUGCCUUGACAGAGUGGCCCAGGGUUUCGAGGGAGGAGGAACCUCCCCCUACCUAGGACCCUUCCCAUGGGGGGUCUACAGAGUCAGGGACAGAAGGGAAGGGACCCAUAGGAAGUCACGGUGGUGCCCGGGGAUGUGUCAGCUCCCAGCCACGGGGACGCGGGAUUCAAGAAUGAAGUAAAUACAGUCACAGCCCCAA
Messenger RNA from Pongo pygmaeus (Bornean orangutan), 2286 nucleotides. RefSeq names its product CLN6 transmembrane ER protein (gene CLN6). Gene Ontology annotation, cellular component: membrane; endoplasmic reticulum. Bases 160 to 1095 code for a protein of 311 amino acids. Gene Ontology annotation, biological process: lysosome organization. The transcript has 7 exons. The record is from RefSeq and is a predicted model, not a curated record. Lineage: Eukaryota; Metazoa; Chordata; Mammalia; Primates; Hominidae.